This is a messenger RNA of Penaeus indicus, 3388 nucleotides long. RefSeq names its product 26S proteasome non-ATPase regulatory subunit 1-like (gene Rpn2). The record is from RefSeq and is a predicted model, not a curated record. The transcript is spliced from 9 exons. Gene Ontology annotation, molecular function: enzyme regulator activity. Gene Ontology annotation, cellular component: proteasome regulatory particle, base subcomplex; proteasome storage granule; proteasome complex. Gene Ontology annotation, biological process: regulation of protein catabolic process; proteasome-mediated ubiquitin-dependent protein catabolic process. The coding region runs from base 39 to 3017 and encodes 992 amino acids. NCBI's taxonomy places the organism in Eukaryota, Metazoa, Arthropoda, Malacostraca, Decapoda, Penaeidae.
CUCGGCGUCGAAUUUUGUGAAGUCAUUUGGAGGCGAAGAUGGGAUUCAUCACCUCUGCCGCGGGCAUCCUAGCCCUCUUGGAUGAGAAUGAAGAUCAGUUACGAGUGUUUGCACUGGAGAGACUCAAUGAGAUAACAGAUACUUUCUGGCCAGAAAUUGCAGACUCUAUCCAGAAAAUUGAAAAGCUUGAAGAAAAUGGCGAAUUUCCAAAGCGAGAGUUGGCUGCUCUUGUUGUAUCCAAAGUUUACUUUCAUUUAGGAUCUUAUUUAGACUCCCUCACAUAUGCAUUGAGAUCAGGUCCAAUGCUGCAUCAGGAUAGAAACCAGCUCUACAUAGAUACAAUCAAAGUUCAUGCCAUUGACCAUUACAUCAAGCUGAGGGCACAAAAAGAUGCAAAGAUGGAUGCCAGAUUAGAAGAACUGCUCAACAACAUGUUCAAACGCUGCAUCACUGACCAGCAGUACCGCCACGCCAUUGGCAUUGCGCUCGAAACUCACCGCAUGGAUUGGUUCCGAGAAGCUAUCAUGACUUCUGAUGAUAUUGUGGGAAGUCUAACAUACUCUUACAAGAUUGCCAUGCAGUACAUUGAGCAGCGUAAAUUCCGUGAUGAAGUUCUAGAGGAGCUUGUCUCUCUGUACCAGGGCUUGGAAACUCCUGACUAUGUGAACAUGUGUCAGUGCUUGAUCCACCUGGACAAGCCCCAUGAAGUUGCUUCCAUUCUUGACAAACUGAUCAAAAACGACAGUUUGAAGAGUGAGGCAAUGGAUAAUGAGUUAAUGGCCUACCAAAUUGGCUUUGAUUUGUAUGAGAGUGCCACACAAGAUCUCCUUUCCCACGUGCGCCAAGGCCUUCGAACCACCGCUCCAGUGCCCUCCCUCCUGAAGGAUGUUGAUGCCGUAACCAGUACCUCCACAACCUCAGCAGCACCAGCAGAGGGUUCAACCUCAGGUACUAAUGAGGAUGAGGAAAUGACCACCCCACAAGCAGAAGAAGAGAAUGCUGAUACAGCCAUGAGUGAAGAGAAGACAUUGGAUGAUUUGACUGAAUUGGAGAAGACUCACCAGAACCGUGUUGCAAAUCUAGCAAGAAUUCUUAGUGGUGAGAUGACCAUUGAGCAACACCUUCAGUUUCUUAUUGCCAAUAACCACACUGAUAUGCUGAUAUUGCGGCAUACAAAAGAAGCUGUGAGAGCUUCUGUCUGUCACACUGCUACUGUUAUUGCAAAUGCAUUUAUGCAUUGUGGAACAACUUCUGACCAAUUUUUAAGAGAUAACUUGGAGUGGCUUUCCCGUGCAACAAACUGGGCCAAGAUGACUGCUACAGCGUCUCUUGGGGUUAUUCACCGCGGACAUGAAAAGGAGGCUCUUACCCUGAUGCAGGCGUACUUGCCCAAAGAGUCGAACAGCCCUGGCUAUGCUGAGAGCGGGUCCCUGUAUGCGCUCGGACUCAUUCACGCAAAUCACGGUGCCAAUAUCAUUGAGUACUUGCUGAAUCAGACCAAGGAUGCUACAAGUGAUAUUGUCCGGCAUGGUGGCUGUCUCGGACUUGGUCUUGCUGCCAUGGGAACGCAGCGCACAGACGUUUAUGAACAGUUGAAGUAUUCUCUUUUCCAAGAUGAUGCUGUCACUGGAGAAGCUGCAGGUCUAGCCAUGGGCCUGGUGAUGUUAGGAUCGGCAAAUGAGCAAGCUGUGUCAGAUAUGGUGAAUUAUGCGAGGGAUACACAACACGAAAAGAUUCUUCGGGGAUUAGCUCAGGGAAUUGCAUUAACCAUGUACGGGCAACAGGAUCAGGCAGACCGACUCAUUACGGAACUUAGUGAAGAUAAGGAUGCCAUUUUGAGACGUGCAGCAAUGUACACCGUUGCAAUGGCAUACUGUGGCACUGCCUCAACACCUGCGAUGAAAAGGCUUCUUCACGUAGCAGUCUCUGAUGUUGAUAACGAUGUCAGACGAGCAGCCGUAGAAGCUUUAGGUUUCCUGCUGUUCAGAUCACCAGAUCAGAUCCCUAGCAUGGUCUCCCUUUUGUCAGAAUCCUAUAACCCACAUGUGCGGUAUGGUGCUGCUAUGGCUCUUGGAGUUGCUUGUUCUGGCACUGGACAGAAGGAAUCUCUAGGAUUGUUGGAGCCACUUACAAAUGACCCAGUUAAUUUUGUUCGCCAAGGAGCCCUCAUUGCAUCAGCUUUAGUUUUGAUACAGCAGACAGAAAGCACGUGUCCAAAAGUAAAAGAUUUCCGCCAGUUGUACGCAAAGGUGAUUGGAGACAAACACGAAGACUCGAUUGCAAAGUUUGGAGCCAUUCUUGCCCAAGGAAUUAUUGAUGCAGGUGGCCGCAACAUGACCAUCUCUCUCCAGUCUCGCACCGGACACACAAGCAUGACCUCUGUUGUUGGCAUGUUUGUCUUCACACAGUUCUGGUAUUGGUUCCCAUUGGCCCAUUUCUUGUCAAUGGCCUUUACACCUACUUGUCUUAUUGGGCUGAACUCUGAACUGAAAAUGCCCAAAAUGCAGUUCCUCUCUAAUGCAAAGCCAUCCACCUAUGGAUACCCAGCACCCCUUGAAGAAAAGAAGAAAGAAGUUGCAGAAAAAGUAACUGCAGUUCUGUCCAUCACAGCAAAGGCAAAGAAAAAGGAUGAUGAAAGAAAGAAAAAGGAGCAAAAGGACGAGAAAAUGGAGGUAGAUGAGGAGAAGGAAAAGAAAGAAAAGGAAGAAAAAGAGAAAGAAGAAAAGGAGAAGGAGAAAAAGAAGGAAGAAGAGAAAAAGAAAGAGGAGCCAACCUUCGAUUUACUAAGCAACCCUGCCAGAGUAAUGAAAGCACAACUGAAGGUGAUGCGCAUGGCAGAAGGCUCCCGUUACACCCCAGUCAAAGAAUUGAACAUCGGCGGUAUCAUCCUGAUGAGAGACAUGAAGCCAGAAGACAGUGAGGAGUUGGUGCAGCCCGUCCCAGCUCUGGGGCCAAAGACUGAAGAGGAAACUGAACCAGAUCCCCCAGAGCCCUUCAGAUAUGUUGAUGAGGAUUAAUUUCUUUAUGCUUGUUCUGCGAAGAAACGUGAAAUUAUUAAGGAAGCGUCCUUAGUGUUUUGAAGGAUUCUUGAGGAAAUAGGGAAUAUAGGUGACUGUUUAAUGUUCUUAUAUAUAGAUGUACCCAUGACUGAUUUUAAUUUAUUAUUUUUUUAUAAGGGGACAUUCAUAACUUUAUAUUCUUAGUUAUUAAGUGACGAUCUUCUGCUUUCAACAGGCUUUUAAAGACUAAUUUUGAUGUCAAUAUAAGUAUGAAAUCAGUCAUUUAUAAUAUAGUAUUGCACAGUCCCAGUUAUGCUACCUGUGAAGAUCUACAGAAUAAGUAAAGUCUAAUGUAUGAUUGUUUCUUUGAAUAUUAAAGAAUAAUUGUU